UAGCAAAGUUAGGCCCCGGCCUACCUAGGCUAGAUCUAGUAGAUCUAGGGUCCCCAUUUUCUGUUUCGCAGUUUUGAAAACGAUCUUUAAUUAAUUAUGAUAAGAAGUCAAAAUUUGUACCUCAAGGACAAGACCUGGAAAUUCAAGCAGUGAGAUAAAGUAAAUCUAUCCAAAUCACUCAAUAUUAAAUUAGCUAUUUAGAAUCUAAAUCUAGAUUAUUUACUAGAUUUAGAUCUAUGUGAAACCUAGCGAGAGUAGAUCAAAUUCUAUUCUAAGACUAUGAUGACUAAGAGACUGACUAAGUAAAAAGUAAAGAGUUUAAUAGUAAAAAAGAAGCAUGUCAAGAGGUAAUGAUUUAUCAGGUUUUAUUCGAGGAUUGGAGUCAAUUGUUCGUGCUGUGGUAGACAACCAAGGAACAGAGAUCAAUCGGAUAUGGCAAAACUCCAGUGUAAGGGAGGCUGUCAAGGACCUGGGGCUCAGAGUUGAAAGUACUUAUGUAAAUAGAGAUCAUCUGAAGGAUUUCGUGAAUGAAAAAACAUCUCAGUUGAGUGAAGCUUUGAACACAGUAAAAAGUGAAACAGCCACCCUGGCCAAUACAAUAUGCAGACAGCCAUCCAGUCCAAACAGUCAUCCAGCUGCCAAUACAAUGGCAUCAGACAAAUCUUCUGCUUCAGGGCCAGUUGAAAACAAAAUGGCUACAGACACAACAGUCAAAUCUUCUGCUUCAGGGCCAGUUGAAAACAAAACGGCUACAGACACAACAGUCAAAUCUUCUGCUUCACAUUCAUUUAAAAUAGCUACCAGUGUCACACCGUCUGCCACACUUCAUGUUGAAGAAUCAGCACUGAAGAGAGAGCCCCCAGUAAACAACCAGGCACAGUUUGUUGGGUCAGGUUUCCCUGGGGGUGUAGCCCAGACAGCCAGCAUAUCCAUCAGUGAUACACUCUCUGAGACAGUCACCAAGAUCUCCUCAGUCGUUGUAGACAGCCUCAAGAAAACUUCAGGUAGUGAGCCAGCUAAGGUGAUUGUCAAGUCUGCAACUGACCAGAUUUUAUCAACUAUACCUAAACUUGGAGACAGUCUUGCCAAACCUAAAAUGUUUAAGCUGCCUCCACAACAAAAGUUGAGUGAACGUGCAAAGGAAAGGCGAGUUCCUGCAUCACGCAUUAGCCGUCUGAUGAGUUAUGGGGGACUGGCUGCUGGACUUGGGAUGGGAGCUAUUGCUGAGGUCACCAAACGCUCCCUGGGCAUGAAAGAUGAAACUGCCACUGGCAAGGGAGUUAUGGAUUCCAAUCCAUUCCUCACAGAGGCAAACGCAGAGAGAAUAGUCAACACAUUGUGCAGAGUCAGAGGGGCUGCUCUCAAACUGGGACAGAUGCUCAGCAUCCAAGAUAACUCUUUCAUCAAUCCUCAACUCCAGGCUAUUUUUGAACGUGUUAGGCAGAGUGCAGAUUUUAUGCCAACUUGGCAAAUGAAGAAAGCAUUAAAUAAAAAUUUAGGACCUAACUGGCAAGAAAAGUUUUUGGAAUUUGAUGACAAACCAUUUGCUGCAGCAUCCAUUGGUCAGGUACACAAGGGGAAACUACUUGAUGGUCGAGAUGUGGCCAUGAAAAUACAAUACCCUGGGAUAGCAGAGAGUAUUGAUUCUGACAUCAACAAUCUGAUGGCUGUCAUGACGGUCUGGAAAAUCCUGCCUGAAGGGCUUUAUGUGGACAGUGUUAUAGCUGCAGCCAAAAGAGAGCUGGCUUGGGAAGUGGAUUACAUUAGGGAAGCUGAAUGUUCUAGAAAAUUCAGAAAGUUGCUUAAAGAUGAUCCCUUCUUGUAUGUUCCUGAAAUCGUGAAUGAUUUGAGUGAUAAAUACGUGCUGACAUCAGAGUUUAUACAAGGAGUCCCUGUGGACCAGUGCGUUGACUUGGAGGAAGAGACUAGAAACAAGAUUGCUCAUGCCAUUUUAAAGCUCUGUUUGACCGAGUUAUUUGAGUGGAGAUUCAUGCAGACAGAUCCCAACUGGUCCAACUUCUUUUACAACCCUGAGACAGAUAAGCUUAUUCUUCUUGACUUUGGAGCCAGUCGAGACUUCAGCAAGAACUUUGUAGAUAAAUAUAUCCGUGUGAUCAAGGCGGCAGCUGAAGGGGACAGGCAUCAAGUGCUGGUCAGAUCCAGAGCUCUGGGCUUUCUCACAGGUUAUGAAACCAAGGUGAUGGAAGAAGCUCACUGUGAUGCUGUUGAAAUUCUCGGGGAAGCAUUUUCUGUGGAUGUCUUUGAUUUUGAUCGACAAAGUGUUACAGCUCGUAUACAGAAUUUGAUUCCAGUCAUGAUGAAGCAUCGCCUGACACCCCCGCCAGAGGAAACAUACAGCCUGCAUCGGAAGAUGUCAGGGGCUUUCCUCCUUUGUGCUAAACUACGUGCCAAAGUUGAUUGCCGUACCAUGUUUGAUGAUAUAUGGAACAACUACCAGUUUGGUGACACAGACGACUUAAAUCUUUAACUUUAGAUGUCUUAGAAUUUGUAGCAUUGAUACCACAAAGAACAUAGUGCCUGUAACUUAAUGUUAGAUUUGAUGUAAGCAUUGAUGUCUAAAUAAUAAAAAAGAAGAAAGUACCA
Physella acuta is the source of this 2604-nucleotide messenger RNA. RefSeq names its product atypical kinase COQ8B, mitochondrial. The record is from RefSeq and is a predicted model, not a curated record. NCBI's taxonomy places the organism in Eukaryota, Metazoa, Mollusca, Gastropoda, Physidae. Gene Ontology annotation, biological process: ubiquinone biosynthetic process.